Ictalurus punctatus (channel catfish) is the source of this 1753-nucleotide messenger RNA. Its product is annotated as metal cation symporter ZIP8. The record is from RefSeq and is a predicted model, not a curated record. NCBI's taxonomy places the organism in Eukaryota, Metazoa, Chordata, Actinopteri, Siluriformes, Ictaluridae. Gene Ontology annotation, molecular function: zinc ion transmembrane transporter activity. The coding region runs from base 203 to 1528 and encodes 441 amino acids. Gene Ontology annotation, biological process: zinc ion import across plasma membrane; intracellular zinc ion homeostasis. Gene Ontology annotation, cellular component: membrane. The transcript has 8 exons.
UAUUUUUACGACACCAUAUUUAUGAUAUUGUCCAAAACGAGGUUAUCACACGGUAUAUAAGUUGUGUGGUCAGUGGUUUAGUGUGUCACAGUGUGUGUGUGUGACUGUGUAAAAGUGUAAGAGACGAGCAGCGGGAUUUUUCAUCCUUGUUGCUGUUAUUGCGGCUUUUCGGAUCACAUUGCGACAGAAGACACAGAGAACCAUGCACGACUUUCCCAUCCUCUUUACGGCCGUGUGUUCGGCUAUUUUACUGAGUAAUGCCCCUGGGUUUAGAGCUGAGACUCACAAUGAUUUCCUCCAGGAUAUUUUUGCGGUUUACGGUCAGAACCGGUUAUUAGACAUUAACGGGAUUAACACUUUACUGGAAACUGUUUCUCAGGGAAAGCCGGCGGCGCUGGACACAUUCACUGCGCAUGCGCAGUGUGGAUCUGCAGAGGUGAUACUUGCUGUCUACGGUCUCAGCAACCUGACCCACCUGGACAAGGGCCACCUGAGGACCAUUUGCCCUGCCCUCCUAAACAGAGCACUGCUGCCCCCCUGUCCUCAAUCAGCAGCUGAGACUAAAAAGCACAUUGAGGAUCAUGUAUGGGGUUAUGGUUUCCUGGCUGUUACCAUCAUCAACCUCGCUUCCCUCCUGGGUCUCAUCCUCAUCCCCUUCACCAAGAAACCCUACUUCCCUAAAGUGCUCACGUACUUCAUCGGGCUGGCCAUCGGGACGCUGUUCUCCAACGCUGUGCUGCAGCUCAUACCUGAGGCUCUGGGGUUUGACCCGAAAUUAGAUAACUACGUUCUGAACGCUAUCGGGAUCUUCGGUGGAUUUUAUCUGCUGUUUUUCACUGAGAAGGUCCUGAAGAUGGUCCUAAAGACCGACCAAGAGAAUGGCCACAGUCACUUCAGUCCUCCCGAGGUUGUUCAGAACGGAGGAGCCGUCAUAGCCAUCACCAGCUUCAGCAUCUCAAACAGCGACAAGAGCAGCAUAACUUCAGAAGCUACAGUGGAACAGACGCUGCCGUCUCGGGGUUUCUGUGCGAGGCUGGCGAGCGUGAAGACGCUGGCAUGGAUGAUCACGCUCAGCGACGCUCUUCACAACUUCAUCGACGGCCUGGCCAUCGGAGCCUCCUUCACCGUCUCCGUCCUCACCGGCUUCAGCACCUCCAUCGCCAUCGUGUGUGAGGAGUUCCCUCAUGAGCUCGGUGACUUUGUGAUCCUGCUGAACUCAGGGAUGAGCAUCAGACAGGCCAUAAUGUUUAACCUGAUCUCAGCCAUGUCGUGUUACGUGGGCAUGGUGCUCGGGGUCCUGGUGGGCAGCACAUUCGCACCUAAUGUCAUAUUUGCCCUCGCUGGAGGGAUGUUUCUCUACAUCGCCCUCGCUGAUAUGUUCCCUGAGAUGAAUGCCAUCGCUAAGGAGCAUCAGCAGAGCAUCAAAACAAACAUGGUGUUCUUCCUCAUCCAGAACAUUGGGCUCCUCAGCGGGUUCUCAAUCAUCUUCCUCAUCACCAUGUUCGCUGGAGAUAUUAACCUGGGCUGAGCCUUCAACUCCACAACACUGUGUGCCUGUCCUUAACAAAAAGAACACAAAAGCAAUACUGAUUGUAACGAUACACUAGAACUGAUCAUGAACUAACAUUUUUGUACAGCAAAUAGAUUCCUCAGCAUGAGCCUAUUUUUAAUAACCAAAAUGUGAAGUCUAAAGAUUAUUCACUUUUUUUGUAUAUUGUUUUAAUCAAUAGUAAAAUCUGUUGUCUAAUUUGAA